This is a messenger RNA of Acanthoscelides obtectus, 1809 nucleotides long. NCBI's taxonomy places the organism in Eukaryota, Metazoa, Arthropoda, Insecta, Coleoptera, Chrysomelidae. The record is from the annotation of a GenBank genome assembly.
GGGAGAGUCAAUAUGUUCACGUUAAUAAAUUCCUGUUUCCGAUUUAUUUUAAAAACGCUUUUUUCCUACUGAUGAAGGAGAAUAUUUCAAAUAUGCUGUUACUUCUGUGAAUAAAACGGGAUCAGUUUCAACUUAAAUAAUUGAACCUUCAUGUUAAGGCUACUCAUAUGUAGGAACCAAAAUGGCAGAUAGGAACUCGUGUCUUCUUGAGUCUACAAAUCACACAUCUUAAAUCAUUAUCAUCUAUAACCAGGGGAACGGGAACCGAAAAAACAGGCGGGAAAGAACGAAUAUUUUGCAUGUUUGGUUGUAAAUUUUAUAAUUUUGCUUUGAAAAUAAUAAAACCAUGGGAAUUUUAAAUUUGUCUAAGCUUCUGGCUGACGUCGCACCUCAGGCCAUCAAAGAGACAGAGCUAAAGAAUUAUUUUGGACGCAAAGUUGCUAUCGACGCUUCCAUGUGUCUCUACCAAUUCCUUAUUGCCGUAAGAACAGAAGGGGCCCAGCUUGCUACUGCAGAUGGUGAAACCACCUCACAUCUGCUUGGUACCUUUUACCGUACCAUCAGACUAGUGGAGAAUGGUCUUAAACCAGUGUACAUUUUCGAUGGAAAACCUCCAGUAUUGAAGUCCGGCGAGCUGACCAAAAGACAGGGGAAGAGAGAGGAAGCCCAGAAGGCUUUAGAAAAAGCUACCGAAGCUGGGGAUGCAGCAGAAAUGGAUAAGUUCAAUCGUAGGCUUGUUAAGGUCACCAAGCAGCAUGCUCAAGAAGCAAAGAAGCUGUUGUCAUUGAUGGGAAUUCCAUACAUUGACGCCCCAUGUGAAGCUGAAGCACAAUGUGCUGCUAUGGUAAUAUACAUACGGGUGAAAGCUGGUAAAGUGUUUGCCACAGCAACUGAAGAUAUGGAUGCAUUAACCUUUGGAUCUAAUGUACUCUUACGUCGCUUAACAUUUUCUGAAGCUAGGAAGAUGCCUGUUCAAGAAAUUCAUCUGGAUAAAGUACUUGAUGGACUGCAAUUAACCCAGAAAGAAUUCAUAGAUCUCUGCAUACUGAUGGGAUGUGAUUAUACAGACAGCAUUAGAGGUAUAGGCCCAAAAAGAGCCAUAGAACUUGUUCAAAAACAUAAAUCGAUUGAAGGCAUUCUCCAGGCCUUAGAUAAGGAUAAAUAUACGGCACCUGAGAACUGGGAAUAUGAAGCAGCAAGGGAAUUGUUCCUGAAUCCAGAAAUUGCUGAUCCAGAAUCGUUUGAGUUAAAAUGGGGAGAACCAGAUGAAGAAGCAAUGGUGGAAUUUCUAUGCAAGGAGAAGCAGUUCAGUGAAGACAGAGUGAGAAAUGGUUGUAAAAAACUGUUAAAAGCAAAGAGUGGCCAGGUACAAGGUAGACUAGAUGGAUUUUUCCAAGUGUUGUCCACUACCCCAGCUAAAAGAAAAGUUGAUGAAAAGAAAAAUACCCCCAACAAAAGAGGAAAAGCUGGAGGAGGUGGCGGCAAAGGCAGAGGAAGACCAAAAUAAAUCCACUUUUAUAUAUUAAGUUUUAUUUAUUCUUAUUGAUUAUCUUUUGUAUAAAGAUCAGUCAAUAGCGGUCACCACUUGUUUGCGAUGUAUUGAAGGACCCUGCAACUUACUUAUAUAAAUUGGAUGAAUUGGUUGGAUUUUUUUUGUGUUGCAUGUGUCCAUUCUCCAAUCAAAUGUUUGAAUAGGCAUAAAGCCAAGUAUUAUCCUAAAGAUGGAGGCUGUGUCCUAUAUCAAAGAGAUGAAACAGCAUUUAUUCCUACCAAUUUAACUGAGAUUUGACUUCCACAAACAAAGUACAG